AUGGAGACCUCAGUAGGGCAAGGUACUUGCAACAACAACCAGGGGAACUACAAUAAUAAUUAUAGUGGCGUGAACCAAGGAAACUACAACAAUUUUAGAAAUAAGAGUUUCAAUCCAUUUAUUCCACCAAAGGGGCAAUCAAGUGAUCAAGAUGGUUCGCGGUUGGAGGAUAUGCUUGAGAAGGUGCUAUCAAAUCAGACCAAGGCUAAGAAGACUUUAUCUGGGUUGACUGAAAUAGUGGGAUUUCACAUGGCUUCUAUUCAGAAGCUCGAAUCACAAAUGCGUGAUAUGUCCAGAGAGCAGCACCCUCCUCAAAAGAGAGGACUUCCUAGUGACACUAUUCCGAAUCUGAAGAAUGGGGGAGGUGGUGUAGACCGUGUUUAUGGUAUCAGUACUCGGAGUAGUAAAAUACUCCAAGAGGUUCCCACAAAAAUUCCAACUAUGGAGGAAGUUGCUGAUAUUCCAGAUGGUUCAAAAAUGACUGAUGACAAGAGCAAGCAGACUUUGUCAUUGAACUUUCCCUUCUUGGAUAUUGUCAAGGAGAUGACUGGAUUUGCGAAGUAUUUGAAAGAUCUGAUUACGAAGAAAAGGUCUGUGCAACAUGAAACUGUGAGUUUGACUCACACUGUGAGUUCUAUUAUUUUGACAACAACGGUCCAGAACAAGGGAGAUCCUGGGACAUUCACCAUUCCUUGUUCUAUCGGGUGUUUUGAUUUUGCUCGUGAUCUGUAUGAUAAUGGGGCUAGUAUUAAUUUAAUGUCACUUUCUAUUUAUAAACAAUCAGGAUUGGGGAUGCCUGGGCCGAUGACUAUGCGAUUACAAAUGGCUGAUAGAUCUAUUAAGAGGCUAGUUGGCGUGGUUGAUGAUGUUCUUGUACGGGGAGACCUUUCCUUGCUUCCACAAAGGCGCUUAUGGAUUCGGAGAAGAAUGAAAUAA
Messenger RNA from Lycium barbarum (goji berry), 936 nucleotides. RefSeq lists its product as uncharacterized. The transcript has 4 exons. The coding region runs from base 1 to 936 and encodes 311 amino acids. The record is from RefSeq and is a predicted model, not a curated record. Lineage: Eukaryota; Viridiplantae; Streptophyta; Magnoliopsida; Solanales; Solanaceae.